Laccaria bicolor S238N-H82 is the source of this 207-nucleotide messenger RNA. RefSeq lists its product as uncharacterized. Lineage: Eukaryota; Fungi; Basidiomycota; Agaricomycetes; Agaricales; Hydnangiaceae. The coding region runs from base 1 to 207 and encodes 68 amino acids. The record is from RefSeq and is a predicted model, not a curated record. The transcript is spliced from 2 exons.
AUGACGGCACCUGCCAAUGGACCCCACCUCACAGAUCAACGCCAACGCGGUCACAUGCAGUUGCUCACCACCAACCACAACACGAUACCGUCAAAACACUGGCGCAUGCCCUGUGCCCCAGUUACCAACAACGAUGAGUCAAACACGAUGGAAUAUGGGGGGGAUAGACACAACCAGAGGGCGGGCUUACAAGCACAACGACGAUGA